AACCAGAAGACACCAAAACACAGAGACUUUCCCAACUUGCAACUCUGAUCAACUUCUCCCUUCUAACGCUCCAAAAAUGAAAGUCUUUCGCCGAUUUGCUUGACUACUUCGUCAUCCUGAAACUUAAUUACCCAAUUUGAAAUCUUAAACCCCAUUUGAAAAUCCCCAAGUCGUUUUUACGUCAGUUUCAGUACUAUAGAAAGUGUACACUUCCGCGUAAAAUACACUGAAUGUCUUCAAUACUAUUGCAAUUAAUGGGAUUCAAGUUAAAUGGAGUUUUAAGUACUUAAUCAGAAUUUUGGGUUAAGCGUUUAGACUAGUAGCAGUGGGUCUUUGUCAUUUUUUUUUAUCAAGAACUGUGUAUAUAGAGAGAGGAAGAAGGAGUUUUGGAUUUUGGGUUUGGGGGUGGAUUAAAAUGUCGAGUAUAACGGAUGCUACAAUAAUUCAUCAUGUGGGUAUUGUGUUGCUUGCACUAUGGUUGCUUAAUUCCUUCGAUUGUUGCCACCCUUUUGCGUACUUCCUAUCGCUUAUCUAUCUCUAUAUGGUUCAUGAGCAGUAUGUGACAAAAUUAAGGAGAAAGCUACAGUUUGAGGAAAAAAGACAGUCUUGUCAGCGGCGAGUACUUUUAGACUCUGAAUCAGUGAGAUGGUUAAACUAUGCGAUUGAAAAGAUUUGGCCUCUCUGCAUGGAGGAGAUUGUUUCACAGAAAAUUUUGCUCGCUAUCAUUCCAUGGUUUCUUCAGAAGUACAAACCCUGGACUGCCAAAGAAGCUGUAGUUCAGCACCUCUAUAUGGGAAGAAGCCCACCUAUGUUCACAGAAAUGAGAGUUCUUCGUGAAUCUACUGGAGAUGAUCACUUGGUCCUGGAGUUGGGAAUGAAUUUUCGUGCUGCCGAUGACAUGAGUGCAAUUCUUGCUGUGAAACUGAGAAAAAGGUUGGGCUUUGGGAUGUGGGCGAAGUUGCAUCUGUUGGGCAUGCAUGUUGAGGGAAAGGUCUUGGUUGGGGUAAAGUUCUUAAGGAAGUGGCCAUUUCUCGGUCGUUUGCGGGUUUGCUUUGUGGAGCCUCCUUAUUUUCAGAUGACUGUGAAGCCAAUUUUCACACGUGGACUUGAUGUAACAGAACUUCCUGGAAUUGCAGGAUGGAUGGAUAAACUUCUUGCUGUUGCCUUUGAGCAGACACUUGUCGAGCCCAACAUGCUGGUGGUGGAUGUUGAGAAGUUUGUGUCACCGCAACCAGAAAACUGGUUUUCAGUUGAUGCCAAGGAGCCCAUUGCUUUUGUGAUUUUAGAAGUUCUUGAAGCAGCUGACAUGAAGCCAUCAGAUUUAAAUGGAUUGGCUGAUCCAUAUGUUAAGGGGAACAUUGGCCUUUACAGAUUCAGGACUAAGACUAAGAAGAAGACAUUGACUCCAAAGUGGCGUGAGGAGUUCAAGAUUCCAGUCUGUACAUGGGAGUCUCCUAACGACAUGCUCAAUAUCGAAGUUCGUGACAAAGACCAUUUAUAUGAUGAUGCAUUGGGAAAAUGUUCCAUCAAUAUCUGUGAUUUUAGGGAUGGCCAGAGGCAUGAUAUGUGGCUGUCUCUUCAGAACAUCAAAAUGGGGAGAUUGCAUCUUGCCAUAAGUGUUAUUGACUGUGCCAAAAAGGGCGCGGAGCAGUCAUAUGAUAGCGGAAGUGUGGUCAAUGAACAGGAAAGCAAAUCUGCUGAGGUGGAUAAAACUGAAGAAAGCUCCUUCACCACUGAAUCAGCUGACAAAUCUUCAAAAACUGCAGAUAAGUAUGAACCUAUUAAUAUUGAAGGGCAGCGGGAGACUGGUAUAUGGGUACACCAACCAGGGAGUGAAGUAGCACAAGUAUGGGAACCAAGAAAGGGAAAGAGCAGGGUUAUUGGCGGAGAAGUUCAUAGUGAGAAUGCUGAUUCUAAGGGAAGUCUUAAGUCAACAUCAGGCGGCUCCUCUCACUAUAAUGAAAACAGGCUUGAUGAAAGUGUUAAUGGAAGUAAGCCGUAUUCCCCAGGUCGUUUUCACAGGGGUUUACAUAAGAUCAGCUCGCUCUUCCGGAGAAGUUCAAGUAAAGAGGAUAAGUCGGGCAAUCUUGGAGAGCCUAUUUCAUCUCCACGUGUGAAUCUUAGGGCAGUUAAUGCUAAGGAUAUCGCAGUGAAGAUUAUAGUGGAUGACACCAUUUUGCCUUCAUCAUUAACAACAACACCUACAGAAGAUGGGAAAGAGAACCGUGCAGGAAAUGGGAAAAACCCCACAAAGUGGAGAGUGAGAAACAGGACAAAGAAAAUCCUUAAAAACGCUGGCAAAUCUGUUGGUGGUGGCAUAAAGAAAGUGAUGUCCGGGAAGUCAUCAGGGAAAUCUAAAGAGGAAGUAGAAUCAUCAGAGACAGAAAGACUGGGCUCUGUAGAAUCUGAUACUUCUUAUGCAGAGUCUCAACGUUCAUCAGUUGAUUCACCUCCAGUUGUAGCACCUUCAGUUGACAACAGUUCCACAGCCAGCUCCGGUAUUGAGAAUUCCGACACCACAAUAAGAACCAGUGAACUGGUAGAUAGUGAAAGCAUCAAAGCUCCAGAUGAGGUAGCAGGGGACUCAAACGAAAAUCAUGUUUUCGGUCAGUCUUCAAGUUUUUAAAAAGUCUGAGGUAGACGAAUGAGGUAAAGUCUGAAUAUGUUACAACAGGAUGCUUUUCUCAGUUUCCCCCAUUGUACAGUCUCUGAAUGUAUAUGUUGUUAUGUCCUGCCUGUAAUAGCUUCGUGUUGGCUAGAUUUAAUGUACCUUAAGUUGAAAGUAGAUGAUUGUUGUUGAAGAUGUUGAAAAUUUGAGAGUUGUUUAUGUUCUUAA
Molecule: messenger RNA, 2836 nt
Organism: Solanum verrucosum
Lineage: Eukaryota; Viridiplantae; Streptophyta; Magnoliopsida; Solanales; Solanaceae
Product: C2 domain-containing protein At1g53590-like
Exons: 12
Coding region: 416-2626 (736 amino acids)
Molecular function (GO): lipid binding
Source: RefSeq, a predicted model, not a curated record